AUGGGAGAUAUAAAUGUUGAUAUACUGGAGCCAGACAGAAACACAGCAAAAUUAAACGAAAUGCUCGCUUACCAUAAUAUUCAAAGAGUUGAUCUGCCAGCCACAAGAAUUACUCCUAUAUCAAAAUCAUCUAUAGACUGGAUUGCUUCCAAUAUGAUCACUGAAGCACUUGACAUAUCAGUCUUUAACACUGGACUCUCUGAUCACACAGCCCAGAAGUGCACUAUCACCAACUUAGAGGAAAUAAAAACACCUAAAUCAGUGCACAGAGCAAUUGGAGGAAGAAACUUGGAUGAGCUGAAAUGGUUGUUAAUAAAUGAAAGGUGGGAAAAAGUGUAUACAUCUUUAAACUCAGAGGAAGCUUACAACAACUACAGAACCACGGUAACAAUAGCUCUGGACACUGCUUGCCCUCUUAAAACUGCCAGGACUAAAAAGACCAAACCUAAACACUUUGCAGAUGCAGAAGCAUUAAUUCUGAAGAAUGAUUACCUAGCUUACCUCAACCAGUUUGAAACCACAGGAAAUCUUGCUGACAGAAUCAAAGCGACAGACUUAAAAAAAAAGUAUGACCAAAGACUGAAGACCCUAAGAAGUCAAAGAAUCGCAGAUCAAAUUACCAACUCCCAAAAUAAGUCAAAAACAAUCUGGGAAACGAUUAAUAGUGUCCGAUCAAAAAAACAAGACACCUUACCUCAGCUCAAACUGACCAUCAAUGGACAACUUAUUGAAGACACAUAUGCUGUAGCUGAACAGUUCAAUGAUUAUUUUGCCAACAUUGCAAAAUACACCAUUGAUCGUAAUAAUGGCACUGCCAGGAGACCAGUUGAACUCCCUGGAGGGACUCACACCAGUGAACUCAGAUCAUUAAGACCCACAACCCAAGAGGAGUUAAGAUCAAUUAUUAAAAGCUUAAAAUCCAAAAACUCAGCAGGAAUUGACGACAUAUCCACAAAAGUACUAAAGCACUGUGCAGAAGAACUAAUUUGCCCCCUCACUGACAUCUUCAAUAAAUCUUUCAAUGAAGGCCACGUUCCCUCCGCUUUAAAAAUAUCCAAAAUAUAUCCAAAAUUUAAGACUGGUAGUAGAACAGAAUUAAGCAACUAUAGGCCCAUAUCCUUACUCCCAACGGUCGCAAAACUCUGUGAAAAAGUAGUACUCACCAGGCUUCUAGAACACUGUACACUCAACAACCUGAUAACAAGCUCUCAGCAUGGGUUUGUCAAAGGUAAAUCAACUACCACAGCAAUGAUUGAAUUACUAGAAUCAGUAAUUGACAGCUUAGAAAAUGGGAACCUAACUACAGCGAUCUUCCUCGAUUUCAGCAAAGCGUUCGACUGCUUAGGACACGACCUCAUACUGAAGAAACUGAAUGCACUGGGUGUAACAGCAACGGCCCUAAAAUGGUUUGAGAGUUACCUCAAAGACCGUAGUCAAGUAGUUGAAAUUAAGUCUACAGUAAAAGGAACCACCAAGGCAUUUCGGUCGCAACCUCUGCCAAUCCAAAGAGGUGUGCCCCAAGGAUCUGUGCUGGGCCCAGUGCUGUUCAUUCUUUUUACUAAUGACCUCCCAGAAUACUUAAGUGAAUACACUAAAACUUUGAUGUACGCAGACGACACAACUUUAAUCCUCGACAACCAUUCUCCUGAAAAUCUGUGCCUGAAUGCUUAUAUUGCUGUCAAUAUGGCAUAUCAAUAUUGUGAUGGAAACGACUUAGUGGUGAACCCCUCCAAAACUAGCCAAUUAGGAUUUGGAAGAAGAUCAGGGCAAAUAAACUCCUUACCAGAAGUGAACUUAGUUGACCAAACCAAAUUCCUUGGGGUUUUAGUUGACUCUAACUUAUCUUGGACCCCUCAUAUUGACCAGCUAUGUAACAGACUGAACUCAAGCUUGUAUGCCCUCAAGCAGAUCAAAGCUAUCGGAGAUCUGACUACUGCACGUAUUGCCUACUUCGCUCUGUUUGAGACACACAUAAGAUAUGGACUGGCUGUAUGGGGAGGAACCUCAAAAACCAACAUGAACAGAAUUCUAAUCCUCCAAAAAAAGGCAAUUAGAAUCCUUGCAAACCUUCAUCCCCUGGAAAGCUGCAGAGAGGCCUUUCCAACCCUAAAUAUCUUGACUGUGACAGCUCUCUAUAUCCAAGAACUCGUGAUGUACGUGGACGGAGAAAACCUUACAAGGCUUGAAGACAUUCACUACUACAACACACGCAACUCAACAAUGUACCAACUUCCCACUCACCACUUAACGCAGUAUGAGAAGAAACCGACCUACAUGGGAAGAAAGCUGAGCAACUGCCUACCAACAGAAAUACGGACGAAGAAGGGAAAAGAACUGAAGACUGCACUCUGGAAACUACUCUCUCAACGGGCCAUCUAUACACUUCAAGAAUUCUAUCUGGAUGUCUCAAACUAUCAGACAAAUCAUGAAUUUUGA
Molecule: messenger RNA, 2436 nt
Organism: Homalodisca vitripennis (glassy-winged sharpshooter)
Lineage: Eukaryota; Metazoa; Arthropoda; Insecta; Hemiptera; Cicadellidae
Exons: 1
Coding region: 1-2436 (811 amino acids)
Source: RefSeq, a predicted model, not a curated record